Messenger RNA from Ipomoea nil (Japanese morning glory), 945 nucleotides. RefSeq lists its product as uncharacterized. Lineage: Eukaryota; Viridiplantae; Streptophyta; Magnoliopsida; Solanales; Convolvulaceae. The coding region runs from base 1 to 945 and encodes 314 amino acids. The record is from RefSeq and is a predicted model, not a curated record. The transcript has a single exon.
AUGGUAUCAGAGCCACGGCGAGCAAGUUACGCCGCCGCAGUCAGUGGCUCUGGCGAGUCUAGUCAGGGAGUUCAUGCAGGAUCUCCGAUCAUUGGAUCUCCUGUUCGCGCACCUCCGGUGAUCAACGCACAGAGAGUUCCGCAGAGGAACAAUACCAGUGAAGAUAUAGACAAUCCUUUGUAUCUAAAUGUCAACGAGAACGCCAAUGUGGUUCUAGUCAGUCCACCUCUCACCGGCAGUGGAAACUACAGUUCGUGGAGCAUCUCCAUGCGCGUUGCCCUCGAGGUGAAGAAUAAAUGGGGCCUGGUUGACGGAAGCUUCAUCGCGCCGGAAUACGGCCAUGCUCAGUACGGUGCUUGGAGAAGAUGCAACCUCAUCGUCAAGGCAUGGAUCCUGAAAUCUGUCAACACUUCAAUAGCGCAAAGUGUAAUGUACAUGGAGGAGGCCAAGGAAAUCUGGAAUGAUCUGCGAAGACGAUUCUCGCAAAGAGAUGCACAUCGCAUCUCAUCUCUGCAAAACGAAAUCUAUGGCCUAAGACAGGGAAGCAUGACUGUCAACGAUUACUAUACAGGCUGCCGGACUCUUUGGGAGGAGAUGAAUGCUCUUCGUCCUCUUCCGAUCUGUAAGUGUGUUCCACGCUGCUCGUGUGAUUUAGUAGACGAAAUCAGGAAAGACAGAGAAAUCGAUCAGAUAAUUAGAUUUUUGCAAGGUUUGAAUGAAGAAUACAAUUCUUUGAAAUCUGGAGUCAUUGUGCUUGAUCCUCUUCCCGAGUUGCAUAAGAUAUUCGUGAUGGCUGAGAAGUUUGAGAGACAGCUUAACAUCACCAACUUGAAUAGCAUUGGAUUGGAGAUCGCUCAUGCUAAUGCAGUAGAAACCGUACAGGACCAUUCUGAUGAUUCUAACACCAGUGUUAAUUUUGUUAAUAGCAGGAAACCAAUUCAAUGA